UGUUCCAAGAUGGCGGCCAUCAAUACUGGUGAGUUCCCGGUUCAUGGACUUUUACCAAAGCGAGAAACCGGCGCUGAUCGAUAUCUGGCUAAAUAUCCCGAGUACGAUGGUCGUGGGAUUGUCAUCGCUGUUUUUGAUACGGGUGUUGACCCAGGAGCUCCUGGUUUGCAAGAAACUCCUGAUGGACGACGUAAGAUUGUUGAUCUGAUUGAUGCCAGUGGUAGUGGUGAUGUCGAUACUUCAACAGUUUGUGAAGCAGUGGAUGGUUGCCUUACUGGAGUGACAGGCAGGAAGCUUCAGGUUCCGGAUGACUGGGAAAAUCCUUCUGGGAAGUUUUUUAUUGGUGUCAAGAGUGCAUACAGUUUAUUUCCAGGCGGGCUAAAAGGGAGACGUGUGAAAGAGAGACGUGAGAAACUGUGGGAUCCGCCUCACCAUGUAUGCAUUGCUGAAGCAACACGAAGGCUGGAUCAGUGGGAUGCUGAACACCCUAAUCCAUCAGUGCAAGAGAAACUAAUCAGGGAAGAUCUUCAAGCACAAGUGGAAAUGCUCACCAGCCUUGAUAAAAAUUAUGCUGACACAGGUCCUGUGUUUGACUGUGUCGUGUUUCAUGAUGGACAUACAUGGAGAGCUUGUGUUGACACGUCUGAAAGUGGAGAUCUGGCCAGCUGUACUGUGUUGUCAAACUACAGGGAUUCUGGACAAUAUGCUACAUUUGGAAAAGAAGAUUUGUUCAACUACAGCGUCAACAUUUAUGAAGAAGGCAAAAUACUCUCUAUUGUUGCUAAUGGAGGUGCUCAUGGCACCCAUGUGGCCAGCAUAGCAGCGGGUUAUUGCCCAGAUGAUCCAGGGCUGAUUGGCAUUGCUCCAGGGGCUCAGAUUCUGUCAGUGAAGAUUGGGGAUACAAGGCUACAAACGAUGGAAACUGGAGCUUCCAUGAUUAGAGGGUUGAUUGCAGUUCAUCAGUAUAAAUGUGAUCUAAUCAACAUGAGUUAUGGAGAGGCAAGUCAUUGGCCUAACUCAGGACGUAUUAUUGAAAUGAUGAAUGAACUUGUGGAUAAACACAAAGUGAUAUUUGUGGCUAGCGCUGGUAACAACGGCCCUGCUCUCUCCACAGUUGGAUGUCCAGGCGGCACUGCAGAGUCUCUUAUUGGUGUUGGUGCAUAUGUGUCCCCAGACAUGAUGGCUGCUGAAUACUCUUUGCUUGAAAAACUUCCAGGAAAUCAGUACACAUGGUCAUCAAGAGGUCCCACGACAGAUGGCUCUCUAGGUGUUAAUAUAAGUGCUCCGGGUGGUGCUAUAGCUGCCGUACCCAACUGGACGCUAAGAGGAACACAAUUGAUGAAUGGGACAUCAAUGUCUUCACCAAAUGCAUGUGGAGGAAUUGCACUUUUGCUCUCUGGUCUUAAAGCAAAUAGCAUCCCUUACUCGCCUCACAGCAUUCGCAGAGCACUGGAAAAUACAGCUCUGCAUGUGGAAGGACUUGAUAGACUAACUCAGGGACAUGGCCUUCUUCAGCAAGAAAUCUUGCUUCACUUAGUUACUGUACAUUGGCAAACUGAAAGUGAGUCUCCUAGGGGCUUAAUGCUGCCAAUUAGAUAUCAAGAAACUCAACCUUUCUGUACCAUCAACAGAGCUUGUGUUGACACGUCUGAAAGUGGAGAUCUGGCCAGCUGUACUGUGUUGUCAAACUACAGGGAUUCUGGACAAUAUGCUACAUUUGGAAAAGAAGAUUUGUUCAACUACAGCGUCAACAUUUAUGAAGAAGGCAAAAUACUCUCUAUUGUUGCUAAUGGAGGUGCUCAUGGCACCCAUGUGGCCAGCAUAGCAGCGGGUUAUUGCCCAGAUGAUCCAGGGCUGAUUGGCAUUGCUCCAGGGGCUCAGAUUCUGUCAGUGAAGAUUGGGGAUACAAGGCUACAAACGAUGGAAACUGGAGCUUCCAUGAUUAGAGGGUUGAUUGCAGUUCAUCAGUAUAAAUGUGAUCUAAUCAACAUGAGUUAUGGAGAGGCAAGUCAUUGGCCUAACUCAGGACGUAUUAUUGAAAUGAUGAAUGAACUUGUGGAUAAACACAAAGUGAUAUUUGUGGCUAGCGCUGGUAACAACGGCCCUGCUCUCUCCACAGUUGGAUGUCCAGGCGGCACUGCAGAGUCUCUUAUUGGUGUUGGUGCAUAUGUGUCCCCAGACAUGAUGGCUGCUGAAUACUCUUUGCUUGAAAAACUUCCAGGAAAUCAGUACACAUGGUCAUCAAGAGGUCCCACGACAGAUGGCUCUCUAGGUGUUAAUAUAAGUGCUCCGGGUGGUGCUAUAGCUGCCGUACCCAACUGGACGCUAAGAGGAACACAAUUGAUGAAUGGGACAUCAAUGUCUUCACCAAAUGCAUGUGGAGGAAUUGCACUUUUGCUCUCUGGUCUUAAAGCAAAUAGCAUCCCUUACUCGCCUCACAGCAUUCGCAGAGCACUGGAAAAUACAGCUCUGCAUGUGGAAGGACUUGAUAGACUAACUCAGGGACAUGGCCUUCUUCAGGUUGACAAGGCAUUUGAGUUUUGCAGUGAAUUUUCAAGUGUUCCUGAAAGAGAUGUUAGGUUUCAGAUUUCCUGUUCAGGGGGUAAAAGAGGAAUUUAUCUCCGAGAAUCUCGUCAGUUGUGUAAACCCUUCAGUGAAAGUGUGUCUGUGACCACAGUCUAUAAUGAGGAUGUUGCUAACGAAGAAAAACUCAACCUCAAUCUCCGCCUGAGCUUGGUCAGUUCUGUGUCGUGGGUCAGUGUGCCGGACCAUCUUGUCCUCAUGAACACAGUGCGCAGUUUUAAUGUGAAAGUUGAUCCUCGUGGUUUGGCACAUGGUGUUCACUAUGCUGAGGUGUCCGCUUAUGAAAUCACCUGUCCGCAGCGCGGACCUCUCUUCAGAGUUCCCGUUACAGUCAUUAAACCAAACAGUGUAAGUGAUGAAAACCAUUACGUGUACGAGAUGGAAGAGGUGAAAUUCAAGCCUGGACAGGUCCACAGGAGUUUUGUUCACGUCCCGGAAGGGGCAACGUGGGCAGAAUAUUCAGUGUCGUCACUAGAAAAGGAAGUCAAUGGUCGCUUUCUUCUUCACGCCAUACAGCUGUCACCUCUGUCGUCAUACAAGGAACACGAGUACUCACAAUUUUUCACCCUUACCCCACUGGGAGAGAAAACCUUGAGUUUCGCAGUGAAGGGCGGUGAGACGUUAGAAUUAUGUACAGCAAGAUGGUGGGCAAGUUUAGGAGAGUGUGCUCUCAAAAGAAGCGUAACAUUUCACGGAGUCGUACCUAGCGAAAAAAGCAUAACAUUGCAAACGUCAAAGGUUUGCCGAGUGGAUGUAAAACCCGCCCUUAGAGAGGAGGAAAUUUUACCAACAGUGUCGCUCAAAACACACGCUCAGCUAGUCAGACCUUCAGAACACAAGAUUAGUCCGCUUGGUUCAAGGGAUGUCCUGCCAAAUGGACGGCAAAUCUAUGCCCUGACUCUCACUUACAAUUUCCAUCAGUCCAAGGCAGGUGAAGUUAGCCCCAAUGCCACAUACUUGUCGGACCUCUUGUAUGAAUCUGAAUACGAGUCUCAGCUCUGGAUGAUUUUCGACUCAAACAAGAGGAUGCUGGGAAGCGGAGAUGCAUUUGCUGACCGGUACUCCGUCAAGGUAGAAAAGGGAGACUACGUUCUUAAGCUUCAGGUUCGCCAUGAUAACAAGGAUCAACUUGAGAAACUCAAAGACAUGGUUGUAUUAAUAGAACAGAAGCUCUCUCCCGCCAUUACUCUAGAAACACAUUCCUCGCGUCUUGCUUCCAUGAAAUCCGGCAAGUUCAGUUCAUGCACGCGGGGUCCUGGCGCUAGCUGUCCUGUUUACAUUAUGCCGGUGGCGGAUGACAAGAUUCCCAAAGCUGCCAAGCCUGGUCACAUUCUAAAGGGGACAGUUUCUUACGUGAAAAGUGAGACUGGUAAAAAAGCGUGCACGUAUCCAGUCCAGUUUAUUGUCCCUGUGUCAGCCAAUAAACAGAACAAUAAAGCUGCCACGAACAAACCAGAAGAAAAGCAGCCCAAGCAACAGUUCGAGGAGGCAGUGAGAGGCCUUAAAAUCUCCUGGAUACCAAGACUGGACGACCUCAGUCUAUUUGAUGAGUUAGUUGAACAGUAUUCUGAUCAUCUACCACUUUAUGUAGCACGACUUCAUUUCUUGGAUAAUUGCAAGGAUCGGCUGCAAAAGCUUCCACAAAUUAUAGGUGCUGCAGAAAAAAUCAUACAGAUGAUAGACCCUGUUGAGUUGUCCAGCUACUACGGUAUGAAGACCGACUCACGUCCAGAGGCAGCUACCAUAAAAAGCGAGAAAGAUAACCAAAAAGCUUCAUUAGUGGAUGCACUGUCUAGGAAGGGAAUAGCUCUUGCUGAUCAGAUAUUAAAUAAACCUUCAGAAGUGACGCCAAGCGAGGAAACCCCAGUUGAACAAGAUGUGAGCAGCUCUGAAGAUAAAGCAGAGACGGAGGACACAAUUUACGAUAGAAUAAACGAAACUUUUAACGAGCUUGUAAAGUGGGUAGACGUGUCAGAUUCAAAGAUUUUGCCGUUUUACAUUCGCCGCGCCGAGGCAUUGAAGCUAUACGGCCUGGCUUUGAAGUCCUCCAUGAAGCAGAAUGGAGAUGGCACACCACACAGGGCAAAUGAUGACAAAAAUAUCGAGCUAUUCGAGAAGCUUGGCUGGGAACAUUGUGCACGCUCGAGCAGAGAAAGCCUUCUGGUCAAGUAUCCUACCAAGUACCAGCCGUUUUGAUGUACAAUUCUUAUCAGACGACUUGACAUGUUUUCAAUUUGAUAGGUGUGAAUUACAUGCACGCGGGCACGUGCAGCACGCAUAGAAACUCACGUACGCUUUUGCAAACCGCACCUGGCUCCUACCUCGACGGUAGCGCCAGCGCUGUCGUCAGUUGUACUGCUUGGGUGGGAUACUGGUGGCCGUGUAGAUUACCGGAGGUAUCGGCAUGCCGGCAAACUUCAAUAGAGUUCAACUUCGCAGGCAUGCUUGAGGUCUUCGUGGCAUGCUGGCGGAAGACAUUUUCAGUGCGAAAUGCUUGGGCAAUUGCUGGUGACAAUCGCAGAGCCACCCGUGGGUGGCAUAUCAAAAUUAGGCUUAAUUAAGCCCGGUUUUCACUGCGUCAUAAACACAAGCAUAACAAUUACGGUAGUGAGGACGUCCACAACACAAACAUAACCAGGCAGGCAUGCGCGGAAUGGAUAAUUACCUUAUUUUCAGUUCCAUACCUCCGCGAUACAAUGAAACAAGAUGGCGUACGCACGCUUAUGCUCAUGUUUACGGUAGUGCGUUUUCACUUGACAUAAGCAUAAGCACAAGAAGAACAAAAAGUUUUGUUCUGCUUGUGCUUAUGCUUGUGUUGUAUGCUUCCUAACUACCGUGUGCUUACGCUUGUUGCUAGUGUUAUGGGUGUCCUCACCACCGUGUUGCUUAUGCUUCUAGCUUGUGCUUAUGUUGUAGUGAGAACCAGGCCUUACCCUCAACGAGGAACUCAAAUAUUUUCUAUUCAUAAGCUCCUUUGUAAGAUAAGUUCAAAUUACGCCUAUCGUAGAAAGCAAUUGUGAUCUUAAUUGGCACUGAAAAAGUUUUUCUUUAUCGUUUUGUUAUGUUAAGUCUUAUACUUCCUCUCAGAGAGUUACACUAUGUUUGAACUAUACAGUAGUGCUAUAGUAACAAACAUUUACUAAUUCUCUCAACUGUCGUAUUUGCAGGAUAGGCUAGUAUUGUCAGACUUUUUAAUGUGUGGUAUCUUUGAAUUUUAUUCACUAGUUACAGUGGAGAUGGUUUGUUUAUUAAAAUAAAGCUAUACACUUCUGGCUGCUGGGAUUUAA
Orbicella faveolata is the source of this 5870-nucleotide messenger RNA. Its product is annotated as tripeptidyl-peptidase 2-like. Gene Ontology annotation, molecular function: tripeptidyl-peptidase activity; serine-type endopeptidase activity. NCBI's taxonomy places the organism in Eukaryota, Metazoa, Cnidaria, Anthozoa, Scleractinia, Merulinidae. Gene Ontology annotation, cellular component: cytosol. The record is from RefSeq and is a predicted model, not a curated record. Gene Ontology annotation, biological process: proteolysis.